Molecule: messenger RNA, 456 nt
Organism: Striga hermonthica
Lineage: Eukaryota; Viridiplantae; Streptophyta; Magnoliopsida; Lamiales; Orobanchaceae
Source: the annotation of a GenBank genome assembly
AUGGCUCAACUUCAUAAAAUUGAGCUCCAAACUCAAAUAAGAUCUUCUCCUUCCAAAUUAUUCGACGUCUACAAGAACAAAAUCUACCUCAUGCCCAAGAUUUGUCCUAACAAGGUAGAAAAAGUCGAUGUACUUGAAGGCGACGGAAAAAGCCUAGGUUCGGUCAGGCUCUGGACAUAUGUUAUGGGAGUUCCUGUGAUUGCAAAGGACAAGAUUGUUGCCGUUGAUGAAGAGAAAAGGUCAAUCACAUUUGAGCUAAUUGAUGGAGAGGUUACAAAGUACUUCAAUCAUUUCAAGGCCACGUUUGUGGCCACCACCGCAAAAGCUAACAUGAACUUGGUGAAAUGGAUUUUGGAAUAUGAGAAAGCAAGUGAAGAUGUUCCUAAUCCAAGUGGCCAUCUUGAGUUUCUGGCUAAUAUGGUCAUGGAGAUUGAUGCUUAUCUUUUUAAGGCAUAG